AUGGCCGCCCCAACUACCAACACCAUCACUGUCACCCUUCAGCAGGUCGCCAAGAUGAUUGAUCACUCCCUACUUCACCCUACCAUGACCGACGCCGAUAUUCUAGAAGGCUUGCGCAUCUCCAAGAAGUACGGCGUUGCCACGGCAUGCGUGAAGCCGUAUCUGAUUCCCCUCGCCAAAAAGGAACUUCAGGGUAGCGGCGUGCUGGUCUGCCCUGUCAUCGGCUUCCCACACGGUAACAGUACCACCGAAGUCAAGGUCUUUGAAGCCAACCAGGCGGCUGCCGCCGGUGGCAAAGAGAUUGACAUGGUCGUCAAUAUCGGCAAAGUUCUCGGUGGCGAGUGGACCUAUGUUGCUGAAGAAAUUCGCCAAAUCAACGAUGUCGUCGUCAAGCAUGGCGCAAUACUCAAACCCAAUGGCUUGUACACUUACAACGGAGCCACUGUUCCGCAUCUGAAGCUUAUGAGGGAGCACUCGAAGCCCGAGGUCCAAGUAAAGGCUGCUGGAGGCAUUCGGACGCUGGAUGAUCUGCUUCACGUCAUGUCGCUUGGGGUCACCCGAAUUGGUGCCACUGCUACCGCUGGGAUCAUGGAGGCUGCAGUUGCGCGUGGAAUCACGGAUCAGCCGACUGAGGUAGAGUUUAAGCCCAUCAGCGGGCCAUCGGUAGGAGGCUACUGA
Molecule: messenger RNA, 678 nt
Organism: Colletotrichum lupini
Lineage: Eukaryota; Fungi; Ascomycota; Sordariomycetes; Glomerellales; Glomerellaceae
Product: deoxyribose-phosphate aldolase
Exons: 2
Coding region: 1-678 (225 amino acids)
Biological process (GO): carbohydrate catabolic process; deoxyribonucleotide catabolic process
Cellular component (GO): cytoplasm
Molecular function (GO): deoxyribose-phosphate aldolase activity
Source: RefSeq, a predicted model, not a curated record